AUGGCUUCAAAUGGCACUCCGCGCAAACCCCGUAAGAAGGCAACACCUCUCUCCUUCUCUACCACAAAUAUCGGUACCUCUCUAUCACAAGGUUCAGCCGUUGCAUCACUAACUUCGCCUUCGCAAUUGGUCCUGGGAUAUUCGGCUGGACAAUUAAUUCGCACACCACCGGUCACUUCAUCUUUCAAUAUCGAAGAUCGAAAAUCUCCGAGGUCGCCUACUCCGCGCUCUACGAUUGCAUCCAAGAUUGCAUCGUCACAGCCGCGUGCAAGAGUGAAUCAGACAUAUCACGCUUUGGGAAAUAAAGCUGAUUUAGCUCACUUUGCAAAUUCACAUUCACAUCCACAUUCACCAUUUACGAACGCCGAAAGUUCACUUGGUGAUCUUUCAAAUAGAGCAACGGCGCAUGCUGGGGAAAUACCAGUUGCAAAGAUGGCGAGUUUGCAUGUUGGUGACGGCGAUGCGCUUGCUGCUAACUUGAUGGGAGAUGCUUCGACUUUGCCAGCGAUUAACAUGGCUUCUGUUGCUUCGGCGCCUCAACUGAUUCCAAAUUCCAAUACAAUAGAUCUCGGCGGUGACAAAAUCCACAACCUUUCUCACAAUGAUAGCAAUAGAGAGACAAAUUCAGCAUCAUUUGACAAAACACCGGUAACAUCGGCACAAGAACCAUUCCUCACAACCAAUUCCGAAUUUCCCACCAACACCGAUGCCAAUAAACAGCAAUGGAAAGCCGCAGUCAAAGCGAACAAUCCCCCUCGCAACCCCUUCCACCUAAGUCUCCCAAACCAAGCACAUCGACGCACUGCGAGCCAAGGAAGUCAGGGAACCCCAUCAAACAAUAAUCGUAGCGGAAUCGCUCUCUCAAAUGCGUAUACCCAAAUGGUCGAAAGUGUGGAGAAAGCAAAUGGGACUCAGGGAAACGCAAAUAUUCAAGCGACUGCAAUGAUGACUGGUAGAAAUCCCUUUUCGAGACCUUCAGCCGUGGCGGCGUUGGAUGUCGCGCCGAAUUUUGAGGCGAAUUUCAAGGAGAUGAUGGAGACGUUGGGGAAUGCCAAACCGGGAGAUUUUUUGUGUGGGAUGGAUUUGAGUGGUCGAUUUGCGCAGGCUUCUUCUGUGGGGGCAGUGAUGAGACGGGGUUUUGAGGAUGGGGCGAAGGAGGGAUUGAGGAUGCAACUUGUGGAUUGUUCGGCCAAGCAGGAGAUUGUGAUGAGUACUGGAAGUCAAGCUGGUAGGACAUUGUCGUCAGUACAAGUCACUACACCAGAUCGUUCUUCAAAAUUGCAAAUGAGAUCGCCUUUUCAGACUUCGAUGCAAAUGCAACCUACAAAUCAUCCUACCGCACAAGAAACAAUGAUGAACACUGGCAAUCAAGCUGGUGGAAUAUCAUCGGUAGCACAAAUCACCACACCAGAUCGUUCUUCGACGUUUCAAUUGAGAUCGCCUUUUCAGACUUCGAUGCGACCUGUAACUCACUCUACGACUCAGCAAAACAUUACGAACAAUGGAAAUCUAUUCGAAGGAACUUCACUGUCGACAGGUCAAAAGAUUCUGACGGACUCCUCACUCGGAUCUAACUUUCCAAAUACUACGCAAAUGCAUCAAUCUAGUGGUCAAGGAGAUACGAUGAAUAAUGGUGGAUAUGAUAGUGGUGUUCAAGAUGAUAAUGCACCAUCUUCGGAUAUUAUUGGGGAUUUCGCUAGAGAAUAUGGUUCUGCAAAUCAUAAUGCGUGGUUGACGGCGGAUAUGAAUGAGUCUUCGAUUCAAGGAAAUCCAGCAGCAAGUAUAAUCGGAGCCUCACCUUCAACUCAUGCGAAUACAAGAGUGGAUAUGGUUGGAUCGACAACUCAAGCACUUUUGCCUAAUACUGCUGGUCAUCCAAUGGAUGGAAUUACAUUUACUGGCAGCAACAAUGGGAACCUGUCAAGUGUAUCUGGUGGAUAUAACAUGAAUCUUGGGCCAAAUACUUCGAGUCAAGUGAUGAGUGGUGCUCUUGCAUCUGGACUUGGACCAGAUACAAACAAUUAUGAACAAUCUUCUCCUCGACAGGUUAUACGUCAAAGUAGUGCUACUCCUGUACAUGGGCACACUCCUAAUAACUCAAUGGAAUCGAGAUUUAGUCAUAUGGGCUCACAAGUAUUGAAUUCCCCCAAUCAUCCUGUUCAAUCGACACUCAAAUUACGCAGAUCUGCUACACCUAUUCAGUCAGCCAUCAAAUAUCCUAAUGAAGGCUCGCCAGCAGCAGUGAAUUCAAUCGCUAGAUCAACAAGAUCCAGCUCCGCGACACUGACUGCUCCCGAAGUUUCUCUUGACGAAACCUCUCCAAAUCCUUCACAUCCAGCCAGUUUUCAUCAAGACACUCCAUGUAUGCCAGAUACACCUCUUUUUACAACUCGCAAUCCUUUACACCCUUCAAGUUUCCAUCAACCUACACCUCGUGCUCAAUGGCCAACAUCGCGUGUUCCGAUCCCUCCAAAUCCUGCCGUAUCGGGUAAUACGCUGGGUUAUUUCGAGCCGUCUCCAAUGUUCAACUCUCAGAUAAAUGCGAAUUCGAAUACAAAUUUGAUGAACUUGAAUAGAGAUAUGCUUAUGCAAUUCAACCCUACUUUUCAACAACAUCAGUAUAUGCUAAACCAGAGAGGCCAAAACAAUCUACAAUUGCCGCAACAAUUUCAUCAGCCCAUGCAAUCAGAUCAAUUCGAAGCCAGGAUGAAUCAAGCCGCAAUGGAGAACGAAGCAAAUGGAAAUGGAAAUCAAGCAAAUAUACAAGGAUACACUCCACCCGUCUCACCACCCGUCUCUAUUCUGAACACCUUGUUCCGUCACCGUGCCAGUCGAUUGGAAAACUUUCAACCUCUGACCGAGGAAUCCAUCGAACCCUUACGUCUCUAUCAAGUUGCUGCUGGUAUCAAUACUUCGCUUCAAGCAUAUAAUCUCAAUAGUCCCAUGCCUUUUGAUAGAAAGCCACCUCCGCGACUUCCGAACUAUCUUAUUCCAGAUCGUCGUUCAAAGAUCAUUGAUUUGGAUGAUCGUCCCUUAGCUCUAAACAAGUUGACCGUUGGAGAAAGCUUUGAAUGCGACUUUUGUACCGGAACACCAAAUUUAGGUAGAAUCAAUCGGUAUAAUCAUGACUUCGUGGAGAUCUGGGGUCCCGCUGGUAGAGAUUGGUGUGCUGAAUGUAAGCAAGCCGGAAAACAUAUACUCGCAGCCGCUCUUACCGAGAAGAACGACCACAACAAGAAAGGAAAGCGGCCGGCUAAAGAUCCAGCAGGACCCGGUCCGACCCCCAAAAGGCAAGCUCAUGCAUCAUCCGCUUCUUCGACCAAGAUGACUCGUUCAGCUACUGCUGCGACAGCUAGCUACGAUCGCUAUGCGCCUUUAUCCGAAGAAUCUAACGUCUUUGGUGAUCCCCUUGAAAUCCUCUCGCCAAUCGAUAAUAUGUUGAUUAAUCCCUUCAUGCACAAUCUCACAUGUCGCGGCUCCGCGUAUCGACAAAUCGAUCUGUACAAGACGAAAAUCUGUUUGGCGUGUAAAGUGAGGAAGAUGGAGAUUGUGAAUCAUGGGUGUCAUGAUGAGUUUACGCAUAUUGUGGCGUUGAAUAUGGAUGGCCAGUGGCAAGUUGGGUGUGGUCGAGGACUUUCGGGUGCGGGUUUGAGGGAUGGAGAGGGUGGUUUGGGGGCUGUGGAUGGGAGUUUUGGUGAUUUUGGAUUUGAUGUGGGCAGGGAUUUGAGUGUGGGAAAUAUGACAGUGGAGGAGAUCAAUUCGAUUGUUAAUGUUGGGUUGAGUGCAGGUGGUGUGCAAGCAAGCAGUGGUGGUAUGAAUCCAAGUGUUAUGCAACCGACCAGCACGCACACAGACAACAUAAACUCUCGCAGAAACUCCAUCGUCGACUCACGCGCCAAUCCCCUCAUGAGCACUAGCAUAGAUUUCGAUAUCGACUCCGAUCUCCACUGCGAUAUGAACUCCAUCCUCAACAGCUCUAUGGACUCUAUGUUCGGCAACGACGAUUUCUCCUGGGGCACAUCCGGUUGGCUAAGCACCCACACCUCUACUUCCAACUCUGCCAUUCUGCUUCCUACACCCACUCUCACUACACCCUCCAUUACCUUUCCCUCCCCCAGAGACGAAACACACGAUCAUCAAAUCCACAUGAACCGACUUCCGCAUCGUCCCAUCUCUAAAUCCUGCAUGAUCUGUCCCGCACCCUCCGUUUUUCUCUGCGACGGCUGUCCUUUGACGCUCUGCGAAAAAUGCAGAUAUCGUCUUCGAGAUGCAAAGGGUUGGUUGAAUAAUCUGAUCUAUAGUAAUGGGGUCAAUCAUAAUCGGAAUGAUGCAUUUUUGUUAAGGAGUGAUGAUGGUGGGUAUUAUGAUUAUGGAAAGUUUUGGCCGGUUCCGGCGCAUGUAAAUGGGAAGGGUGUGUUUGGAGAUGGGGGACGUUGA
Molecule: messenger RNA, 4437 nt
Organism: Botrytis fragariae
Lineage: Eukaryota; Fungi; Ascomycota; Leotiomycetes; Helotiales; Sclerotiniaceae
Exons: 1
Coding region: 1-4437 (1478 amino acids)
Source: RefSeq, a predicted model, not a curated record